AUGAUGGAUCCAGGUUCACUUCCAUUGCCAUCAGAAGAGAGGUACAAGGAGUUUGAAGAAAGAUCAGAUUGUCAAGAAACUCAAGGGAGGGCAAAAUGUAACCACGACAUAAAAACAAAAGUGAGGUGGGCCUUAGAAGUAGGAAACAGGAAGAAGUGGUUGAAUGAUAUGACCUUGGCCAAGAAGAUUGUGCGUAACUGCUCUUAUGCAUGUAUGGUAGACACGAGUGACGAGGAUUAUUAUAAACCGUGUCAUUUUCUGUAUUACUGGAUAAGUAGAGAAGUGAAGAAAGGGGUACAGAACCCUACCACAUUUCAGACUGUUAUGAAUGCAAUGUUCACGCACCUGGGAAGAGCUAAAUUUUGGAGUGGAUGCACGAACGUGUGCACUAAUUUAUACAAUGAUAAUAUGAGUUUAAACAUAUUCAAUUGGAGUAAUACACUAUUCGACUAUGAAUAUAACUAUAAUUAUAUAAUAAAAAAUCAGAGGAGUAAUGAUUACUGCUCCAGUGCAAAGUAUACCGGUCAGUUGACCAAAGCUAAGGAGGCAUAUUCCGGGUUAUGUAAGAACUGUGGGAGUAGUGGUGAUAAGUAUUGUGAAGAAUUUAAAGGAAGAUAUAUGAAGAAUGGGGUGUGCAACCCAGAGGAACUACCAAAAAUAACAUGCCCCAAGGAGGAGAAGACACUAUCGGACAGUGAUUCAGAAGAACAAUCUGACGAUGAUGGAACAGGGCCGGAAGGAAUAUUAGGGGAGGAAGAGGAGUUGGACGCCUUAAAAUCAAAAUUACCAUACUAUGAAAAAUUAGAUAAUGGCUCAACGGGUUGUGGCAAUGAUAGUAGUAAUAUUGUGACAGUAAUAGAGAAUACAAUAAAUUCAUAUACUGCUGUUAGGAAGAAUGCAGAAGAAAUCGUAAGUGCCUGGUGUUAUACGUACGACAUGAAAAAUAAGGGUACCCCCCAUAAUAAUUAUUGUGAUUUCUUGUACUAUUGGAUAGGGAGUACAGUUCUCAACGGUCAGUGGAAUGUUUACGAAUUAGGGAAACUUAUGGGAGAAAUUUACCAAAAAUUGACACAGUGGAAGGCUAUAUUGGGGUGUAAUAACAUGUACACAAAUAUUCGGAAGGAAACUUUCAAUCAUAGAAAGGAAGUAUUUGAGCACUUUCAAAAAUAUAAAAUUAUGAAAACACAAUUAACAAAAAGGAUGGGGGGUUCGUCUAGUAAUAUGCGCAAAUGUACGAAAGCUUAUGACACCUAUCUGAAAGAAGUGAUUAAAGCUCUGGGAGAUGAGUACACUAAAUGUAAUGCAGCAGAUAAGAAGAAUGCUAAUGAUCCAUAUUGUAUCCAUUUCUUAGCAAUGUGUAAAGAAUGCAAUCCUAAAGACCUGUCCAAUUUGAAAUGUGAAGUACCAAAGGAACUUGAACACCAAACUACCCAAACUUCUCAAACUCAGAGUCAGGCGUCUUCAGCGGGAAUAGACGGUUCUACACCCAGCACAGCAGAUCCAACAAUUCCUGCAGCCGUUAUGUCUGGUGGACUUGCUACAAUUGGAAUACCCGCCAUCGCUUUUUUUUUAUAUAAAGUAAUAACUAGAAAAAAUAUGUGCUCCAUGAAAGAAGAAGGAACAGUGGAAACGGAAGAAAGAAAAGAAGAUCAACCACUGGACGUCACAAAUUUGACGAGGACACACUCACAGAAGAUGACGACGCCUUAA
Messenger RNA from Plasmodium coatneyi, 1710 nucleotides. Its product is annotated as KIR protein. The transcript is spliced from 4 exons. NCBI's taxonomy places the organism in Eukaryota, Apicomplexa, Aconoidasida, Haemosporida, Plasmodiidae. The record is from RefSeq and is a predicted model, not a curated record. The coding region runs from base 1 to 1710 and encodes 569 amino acids.